GUUGGUGAAAAGCUGGGGAGGAUGGACGUGGAGAAAAGACAGGCUGUGGAGAAUGAAGACUAUGACCAGGCAAGGUUAAAGAAACAGCAGAUCGAUGAAUACAGACUACAGAUUUAUAAAGACCUCAAUCUCAAUGACUUGCUUGAAUUGCCUGGGAAUCGACAUCCACGUCCAAUAAACUUAGAACCUAUUCCCCGACCUAUUUCACCACCUGUUAAAGAUUUGCCUCGCACGCCACCUCGUUAUGAGGAGAGAACUCUACCUCUGAGAACAUUCCCUGUCAUUGACGAAUUCCCUCCAGAGGCUGAUCUAAACCAAGAGGCUGAAACUAUGUCUGAGGGUGACCUGAGAGAGGCGUCAACAGCCAUUGAUGUUUUUGGCCUUGCUCUGGUUUCCAAAGCCUACUCUAAAACCUGGUCAUACAGAGAAGAUGCCCUGACUUCUGUUUAUCGCCAGAUGCAAGAAAUGCCUUCAGCUAACAAAGAGGAAUCUAAAUCUGUCUUGAGGGCAGCCAUAUUUUUGGUUAAACGUGGAAUUGAUGACAAAGUCUAUGCUGUGUUUAAAGCAGCUUUGGCUCUUCUCAGGAUGAUUUUAACAGAUUUUGUGGCCAGGCACAAAGUUGGAAAGGCUGAUAUCUCGUCUGCGGUGGAGACAAGUUUGUCCAAUCUCUUCCACAAAGCUGGAGACACUGCUGUCAGAAAUAGAGAAGAUGCCAAAAGUUUUGCCCUAGAAAUGGCCACUUUCCCUGAAGUUAAGCAAACCCAGACAGUACCUCAUGAAUUUGUGAAACCUUUCAAGAUGACCUUGGCUCCGAGACAUGCACAGAGUAGAUGUGAGCUCGUUGAGGCCCUGUACCAAAAGUUUGGCCUUAAGAACGGCCUCACUUUGGACAAUGUGAUGACCUUCAAUAUCCAGGCUUUACAGCACAAUGCUGGAGAGGUGAGGGAUGUAGCUGAGAGGCUUAUCAAACAGAUGUACCGAGAUCAUGGAGCACCAGUUAAAGACUACCUCCCUCCAGAUGAUGAAAAGACAAGAAAGAAUACACUGUGGAGACAAUUGUUUGAAUACUUUGAUGAAGUUGAUGGCAAGCCAUCCAAAACAGAGUUGAAGAAAUUGAAAGCUGGGGAGGAACUAAAGAAGCAAGCCGAAAUUGAAGAUCUACAGAAACAGCUUCAGCAACUACGAGAAAUCAAUGCAGGGAAACAUGCCAGAGGGAAAGAUGGAAGACAAAAAAAAGCUGACAUGAAACCGAAGAGCAAGGCAAAAAAUGCUAAAGAUGAUGAUGACCUGUCAGUGUUUACUGUAGACAACACAUGCAUCUUCUGUGGUGAAAAAAAUGAAAGUUUUACAGAGGAGGGUCUGGAUCUUCAUUACUGGAAAAACUGCCCAAUGCUGAAGCGCUGUGCCAACUGUAAACAGGUUGUGGAAAUAGCAACAUACACAGAUCACAUCCUGACAGAGUGUGAAACAAAGUCCAACUUCAGUAAAUGUCCUCGGUGCACAGAGGCCAUUGCAAGGUCAGAGUUUGACCAGCAUGUUGCAGACAAGGCCUGUAGUGCUGCCAAGCCUGGAUUGAAUCACUGCCCAUUGUGUCAUGAGAACAUUCCUUCUGGUGAAGACGGAUGGAAAGAACAUUUGAUGAGCAAGACAGGAUGCAAACAGAACCCUCGACGGUUGUUGGCUGUAAACAAACCAGCAGCUGGGACAUUAGCAAUAUCUCAUCUAACUACACCUAUGUCAUCAGGGGGCUUAUACAGGAAGCAAUGA
Molecule: messenger RNA, 1767 nt
Organism: Candidula unifasciata
Lineage: Eukaryota; Metazoa; Mollusca; Gastropoda; Stylommatophora; Geomitridae
Source: the annotation of a GenBank genome assembly